AUGGCCUGUACCAACUCCUCUUCUUCUUCUUCUUCUUCUUCUUCUUCUUCUUCCUCCUCCAGCUCCUACCUAAAAACCUUCCAGACCCCUCUGCAAGUUUUCUCGACGAACAAGUCACAGUCUCCGUCUUCCUCAACCUUAAGUUACAUGAAGAUCAAAACCCUAAUCCACACUCUCAUUAUCUCCCACGUCUGUCGUAUGGUUCGAGCUCUGUCGAAAGCCAAAGCCAUUCUGGUUCAAGUUCUAAGAGAAAACAGACCGAGCAGACGCUACUCUUUUUACCCUAAAAAGGCGACGAAGAAGCAGAAAAAGAUAUUCUUCGGGUCGUUUAGGCUACACUAUAACUGGUGUUCUUCCCAUGUUCUUCCUGUUCCGGCCCCUGUUCUUGACGGAUCACUCUCUGCAACUCAUCUUUACUAUGACUGUAAUUGGAAUUCAGUUGUUUCAACUGAUCGUAGUCAUCAGCAAUGCGAAGAUGGAGGAGAGUCUCGUGAGCUUUCUGGGUAUCUUCAGUGGCUUGAAGAGAAGGUUAAUAACGGAGAUUGUACGGCGAAGGAGGAAGAUAAAAUGAACGAGAUUGAUCGGCUCGCUGACAUGUUUAUUGCAGACUGCCAUGAAAAAUUCAGACUGGAGAAGCAAGAAUCGUACAGGAGAUUUCAAGAAAUGCUGGCUAGAAGCAUGUGAUGUGAUCAGCAGAAAUGGUCCUUGUUUCAUGCAUGUCUGGUUUUUGUUGGCCUCUUCUUCUUCUUCUUCUUCCUUCGUCCUUUUCUUCUUCUUCUUUCUUUUUUCUUUCUUGUUAACUUCUUUCUUUCUCUUUUCUUGCUUUCCCGUUCUUCUAUGUUAACGGAUUACAUUGGUGGGGGUGAGGAAAGUUUACAGUCAAAA
This is a messenger RNA of Carica papaya (papaya), 885 nucleotides long. RefSeq names its product cotton fiber protein. Lineage: Eukaryota; Viridiplantae; Streptophyta; Magnoliopsida; Brassicales; Caricaceae. The record is from RefSeq and is a predicted model, not a curated record.